AUCAGUAUGUUUGUUUGAUAGUUAUGGAAAGGGAAUUUACUGUAGUUACAACACAUAAAAGAACUGGUAACAUUACUGGGAUUUGUUGUGAAGUUUAGUCAAACUAUUAUGUCUUAUGUCUGUUUUUGCAAAAAGUUAUUUUUUAAAUAUUUGGCCAUUCGUUGUGAUUUGUUUCUCAAACUGCUUCUGCAAUUAGGUAUUUUCUGGUAAACUAUUUACAGGCUUAUCUAUGAACAUUUGCUAUCUGUUUCUGAUCAUUUAUGUCACAUGGUUUGGUUUUGUUCCUUGCUAGAAUUACUAGAACCUUAAAAUAGGAAUUUCUUUCCUACCAUUUUAUGUCCACAAGUUAUACCUGAACAUUAUAUACCAAAUCCAUUGUAAGAGAAAGGAAAGGAGCUUUUCAAAAUAACUGCUAAAGCUUUGGGGGCGGGGUUUAUUUUUGUUUUUUACAGUCAGUACUCUUGCAAAUAUUUAUAGUAAUAUUGCCAAUGUUUUUGCUUUUCUAUCAUCAUUCUUGUUAGCAUCUCAGUUGUCCUGUAUUCCCAGUCAAAUGAUGAGAUGCAUGAACUAAUGUGCUUUAUCUGGGUGAAUACUCACCGUGCCUUUUUUUUUACUGGAUUUUCCUAAUUAUUCUAAACAGUUUAGUUAAACAUACAUGGGAAUAUUCUCCUUUCUGGUCCACAUAAUAUCAUUUUCCAUUGCUUAUUUCUCACUUUCUAUGCUACUUAUAUCGGUGAAGUCAUCGAAAAGAACAUUGCAACUGGAAUCAGAACACGAAUUGCUACCCUAUGCAAAGUGUGCUUUGUUUUCUACCAGAAUUCUUUUAAUUUUAAUUAAACUAUCCUAUCUAGGAAGGGGCGCAUAGUGAAGAGCUGCCACUAAAAUUGUUACCACUACCAUGGAAAACAAACAAAAAACACUGGAAGUUUACCCAGUGAAGCUGUAGAAAUUUCUGCAUCAAACUAUUAAUUGUAGGUUACACAAACAUUUGUCUCAGAUGAUUUAGACCCGGGGCAGCUAAACUGCAGCACUGAUACCACAGGUGGCACAUGUAUAGCAUGUAGCACAUCAGUGAGGGGACAGGCAACACAACAUCAGAUAGGACAGGAAGUGGAAAGAUCAGAUCAGGCAGGGAGCACAGGGUAGGAAACAGAAAGAGGAAGCAGAUUAGUCAGAGGAAGAGGAUCAGUGUGGCAGUCGGGGAGGAUACAGGCUAAUGUGUGGCACACCUGCUAAAAAGGUACCCCCCCUCCAGUACAGACAGUGAUGGAGUAGAUAAGCUCCAGAUGUCCCUUCCAUCCUUAUUUUUCUACCUUUUUAUGAUUUCUGGAUUCCAUUAUAUUACAAGGGUCAAAUUCUUACUUGAUUUUUACCCAGUGGAGUUGAAAGGGUAUGCUACAAGGAUUACAAGGAUUAAAAGGGUCACAGGGUCCUCCGGGAAAGAUGGGUCCUGCUGGUCCAGAAGGAGCAAAGGGUUCACAAGGAGAAAAGGGUUCAAAAGGAGAUGUUGGAGGUAGAGGAUUGCAAGGAGUCCCAGGUUUGAAGGGUGACAGGGGAGCUGGAGGUCCUGCGGGGCCAAAAGGGGAUAAAGGUUUAUCAGGUGAAAAAGGAGCAAAGGGAGAAAUAGGACUGCCAGGAACCGCAGGUCAGCAAGGUCUGCCAGGAAAUCCUGGUUCCCCUGGGCCAAAAGGGGACAAAGGUCCAGUCGGUGAAAAGGGAGGAAAGGGAGACAAAGGAGACAGAGGGUUACAAGGAGCUACAGGUUCACAGGGUCCCACAGGUAGAACUGGGUCUUCUGGGCCAAAGGGAGAUAAAGGCUCACAAGGUGAAAAAGGAACAAAGGGAGACAGUGGACUCUCUGAAAUCAACCUCUUAAAAACACAAGUGCGCACUUUGGAAAGGAAGCUGGACACACUGCAAAACAGCUUCUCCAAAUACAAGAAAGUUAUAAUGUUCCCAAAUGGCAGAAUUGUGGGUGAAAAGGUAUUCAUGACCAAUGGCUAUGAAAGCAAUUUUGAAAAUCUGAAACAAAGGUGUUCUCAAGCUGGGGGCCAGCUUGCUUCCCCUCGGAAUUCAGCAGAAAAUGCUGCCAUCCAACAAAUUGUUGCUAUGCACAAUAAAGCAGCAUUUCUUGGGAUAAAUGAUAUACAGACAGAGAGGCAGUUCCAGUACCUAAAUGGACAAGCCAUUACUUACUCCAACUGGCUACCUGGAGAACCAAAUAAUGAUAAAGGCAUUGAGGAUUGUGUGGAAGUCUUUGCACAUGGCAAGUGGAAUGACAAAAGCUGUAAAGAGACUCGGUUAAUCAUUUGUGAGUUUUAAACCUACUGCAUGCACGCAACUUGCCCUCAUCAGCUGCAAGAGGCCAGCUGUAUGCCACAUGUUCAUGCUUGACAACGUUUUGCUUUCCUAUUUCUUAUCUGAAUUGCUUUGAUACCUGUCUCAGGCUUCAGUUUUGGUAGGUGCUGUCCAAAUGUAAAAGAAAACAUGCUACCACAGACCUUAAAUUUGUUUAUGAAGUUUGUGCUUCUCUACCUAAAAGCAUUGAUGGACCUGAGCCUUCCCUAAACAUUGUUCAGUUCUUUUGUGGAAAGACAACUAAAGAGGUUUUUUUAUGAAUUCAGAAGGUUGAACUUGAACCUUGCAGCAAAGACCACUUCAGGUUGAUCCACCUGUCAAUGGUGACCUGUUUGUCUGGGUAGAGGAAACACAAGGGGCCAGACAUAAUGCUAGCUGUAUCACUUCCUAAUGUGGUCUUUAUCACAGAAACCGGUGUGUCUUCACCACAGUUGUUUGAUGGUCCAUAUUAAGACAAUUUACAAAUAUUCAUUAUUUGAAUGUUUUGUAAUAAAAGGGAUUCAUUUAGAAGAGCAAGAACAGUUUAUUACUAAUACUGCCUAAUUUUCUUCUUAUGGCAGUUUACAGUUUACAGUUUAUGAAUUAGAAAUAUGCAUUAAAAUAUUUAAUUAAAAUGUAAAAUAUGGUUAUUUGAGAUCUCCUUAGAACGAAAGUAGACUCAGCAAGAUAAUUUUCAGUUAUCCACAUUAAAGAGUCCAAAGAGAAAUAAAAUCUUUGAAAUGAAAUUGCUUCACUUCAUCUCCUUUGCAAUCCUGGGAGAGAUGCAAACCUGUUUAUAUAGCUGGUCCAAAUAACUGGUUAGCAACUCUGGGAUACCACACAGUGAUCUCACAUGAUAUCAACUUGUUUCAGGGUUAAUUGAAGGGUAGUUGCUCUCUUGUUUCUCUUGGGCACUUUCCAAAUGCUUCACAGAUUUCCAUUCUCUAUAAGUUGUUCAGUCACUGUCCAGUAGACUGCAUUAUGUAAUAAAUAGUUUUGU
Molecule: messenger RNA, 3337 nt
Organism: Gavialis gangeticus (Gharial)
Lineage: Eukaryota; Metazoa; Chordata; Crocodylia; Gavialidae
Product: pulmonary surfactant-associated protein D-like
Exons: 7
Coding region: 1393-2322 (309 amino acids)
Source: RefSeq, a predicted model, not a curated record